Eruca vesicaria subsp. sativa (arugula) is the source of this 768-nucleotide messenger RNA. Lineage: Eukaryota; Viridiplantae; Streptophyta; Magnoliopsida; Brassicales; Brassicaceae. The record is from the annotation of a GenBank genome assembly.
AUGGAAGAUUUUGGUGCAAUGAAGAAUGAGAUUCAAGCUUUGGAAACAGAAUUUGCAGAGAGACCAAUGUGGCUGAUGAAAUGCCCUUCUCUCAUUGCUUCUGCUCUCCAAUCUCUUCCUUCUACGGACGAUACAUACCUUCCUGUCGCCAAAGUCAUCCUCUCCGUCGAUCCACUCGCUGCAGUUGAUGAAGAAACCAAAGUGGUAAUGGAAUUAGCUAGGGCUGGAUCUGGAAACAUUCCAAAACGUUUUGGCUUGGAUAUGUCUAAGGAUUUUAUUCCCAUGUCUGUUUUCUCUGAGUCUUCUUCACAGGGGAAAAUGUCAGUAGAAGGGAAGAUUAAAAACAAAUUUCACAUGAGUCCUCGUAAUGAAAACAUGGAGAGUUAUGGCAAACUUUGCCGUGAAAGGGCAACCAAGUCUAUGUGCAAAAACAAACAGAUCCAGGUCAUUGAUAACGCCACUGGAAUGUAUAUGUGGCCAACACCAGGAACUGUAGCCCCCACGGGAAAUUUUGAAAAGAAGAAAGUGACAACCAAGACAUCAGAAAUGAAGAGAACAAGAAGGGACCGGAGAGAGAUGGAGGGGGUCAUGUUUAAUCUCUUUGAAAGACAAUCUCAUUGGACUCUGAGGAACCUCAUUCAAGAUACAGACCAACCAGAGCAAUUCUUGAAAGACUUGCUUAGAGAUCUUUGCAUUUACAACAACAAAGGUAGCAACCAAGGAACUUAUGAGUUGAAGCCUGAGUACAAGAGAUCCACACAAGAAUAA